AUGUUUGCUGCCAUGAUUCAGAUAUUGAAUAACGUUGUAACUCCAGUUGACCAUGUCUCGACGUGCAAAACGCCCAUUUGUGAAAACGUGAAGGCGCGUCGUGGUUUGUCACGUGCGACACACGCUCCCGUCAUUGUGCAGCGUGCAUUGAACAUGUUCCCUUCAAUUCGGAAAUUCUCCCACUUCAGAAAAGGCCAAGUUGCAUCGAUCGCGCUACCCUCGUCUCCAGGCACUCCACCCAAGCUACUACUGAACUUCGACGACGCCAAGAGCCCACGCGCUGCACGCGCCGCACGCGCCAUGGCCGAUUCCGAUUACUCCUUCGAAGGUGAUGGCUCCGAAGACGAGUAUGUUGCCAGCAGAAGCAAGGGCACUGGCUCAGGUACGCGCGCACAGUCGACGAGUAGCAAGAGACGGAAGAAGGACGAGCCGGAGAAGGCAGCACCACGGCGUCAGGCAUGGGAGACAGAAUACUCGCGGACAGUAGAGAAGACCGUACAGCCCGUCAACAAUGGCAUAGUUGGGCAGAGCGUACAGGAGCGCGAGGAGGAGCGCAAGCGCAAGCGAUUACGGAAAGACACGAAGCCCUUUCAACGAGGCAUCAUCCGUCACGUUGUCCUGGUACUUGACCUGUCAGAGGCUAUGAUGGAAAAGGAUAUGCGGCCGAAUCGCUUCUUUGCUAUGAUCAACUACACACAAGACUAUGUUCGCGAGUUUUUUGAGCAAAACCCCAUCUCGCAGAUGAGCGUGCUCGGUAUGCACGAUGGGGUCUGCAUACGCGUUUCGGAGCUCUCAGGUAACCCAGCAGAGCACGUCGCCGCUAUUGCCUCAUUACGAAGUAAAGAAGACGGCAAAGAGCCAAAGGGCGCGCCCAGUCUACAGAAUGCGUUGGAAUUAGCAAGAGCAACAUUAUACCACACCCCACCCCAUGGCACACGAGAAGUCAUUAUCGUAUUCGGCAGCCUACUCAGUCUGGAUCCAGGCGACAUCCACACCACCGUCAAAGCCUGCGUCCGCGAUCGCAUACGUGUGAGCAUCAUCGGCAUGGGCGCACGCCUCAAAAUCUGCACCGAAAUCGUUACCCGCACAAACGCCGGCGACACGAGCGAAUACACCGUCGCGAUUGACCAAGAAGCGCUCAAAGAGCUCCUCCUCGCCACCACCACACCCCCCGUCGUCCGCGAAACCAAGCAGUCCGGCACCGAGCCGCCGCCCGAAUCGGCCGCUGCCCUCAUGCGCAUGGGAUUCCCGUCCCGCGUCAUUGAAGACCAAUUGACCAUGUGUGCGUGCCAUGGGAAUCUGACGCUGGGAGGCUACACCUGCUCGCGCUGUAGCGCCAAAGUCUGCUCCUUGCCCAUCACCUGCCCGAGCUGUCAACUCACUCUCCUCCUCUCCACCCAUCUGGCUCGAAGCUACCACCACCUGUUCCCCCUGCGCAACUGGGCCACCGUCAGCUGGGCGCGUGCCCGCGAAGUCGGAAGUACACAGUGCACAGGUUGUCUUGCAGCAUUCAGCAAACCACCCCCCAAGGACAACAACAGGCACGUAGUAGAAGAUGAAGAUGAAGACGACGACGCAACGCAGCCACGAAAGCACGCCGCGUCCACAACCCAAGACGACGCGCUAGACGGCGAGGACCAGAGGGCCAGUCCGUCCGGCCGCUAUGAAUGCCAGGCUUGCAACUCCCAUUUCUGUAUCGAUUGCGAUGUCUUUGCGCAUAUGGUGCUGCAUAAUUGUCCCGGAUGCUUGAGUCGCUUGGAUCUGGGGGCUGGUGGGAGUGGGAGUGGGAGUGAGCAGGCAAAUGGGGGUGUGAAUGGGGCUGCGAAUAGCAAUGGCGAUGUCGAGAUGAGUGGGUAG
This is a messenger RNA of Plenodomus lingam JN3, 1857 nucleotides long. RefSeq lists its product as uncharacterized. Lineage: Eukaryota; Fungi; Ascomycota; Dothideomycetes; Pleosporales; Leptosphaeriaceae. Gene Ontology annotation, molecular function: zinc ion binding. The record is from RefSeq and is a predicted model, not a curated record. Gene Ontology annotation, cellular component: transcription factor TFIIH core complex; transcription factor TFIIH holo complex. Gene Ontology annotation, biological process: regulation of transcription by RNA polymerase II; DNA-templated transcription; nucleotide-excision repair.